Messenger RNA from Esox lucius (northern pike), 3906 nucleotides. Its product is annotated as protein phosphatase 1 regulatory subunit 3A. The transcript is spliced from 4 exons. Gene Ontology annotation, cellular component: protein phosphatase type 1 complex. Gene Ontology annotation, biological process: regulation of glycogen biosynthetic process. Gene Ontology annotation, molecular function: glycogen binding; protein phosphatase 1 binding. The record is from RefSeq and is a predicted model, not a curated record. NCBI's taxonomy places the organism in Eukaryota, Metazoa, Chordata, Actinopteri, Esociformes, Esocidae. The coding region runs from base 55 to 3771 and encodes 1238 amino acids.
UUGCCAGAGUGAAAGCAGACAACUCGGCUUCUAAUCUCUUUCACUAGACAGCCCAUGGAGUCUGCUGCAGUCGAACGGAGAUCCACUGUGGUCGGCGGCCUCCUAGGUGUCACAGGGUCUAUCACCUGGGACGGGGACGAGACGAAAGAUGCAGAGGUGAUCAAUGGUAUCAGGCCCAAAUCCUCCCCUCUUCCACGGAGAAGGAGCGACAGUGACUUAAAUGAGUUUGAGCUCGAGUUGACACCGUGCAGGUCUCGGAGGGUGUCCUUCGCAGAUGCCCUCGGCCAAAACCUGGUGAAAGUGAAAGAGUUUGACUCAUGGGAUGUAACCACGCCAAUGAGCUUGGACACGCUGGAGGGAGAGAAAGAGGUGGACGAAUACUAUUUGUCCUCAUUAUAUACCCCCCCACUGUCCGAAGAAGCCCUGGUCCGGCGGGUUCGGGAGCAGAAGCUGGAGUUGGAGAGCGCCGAGUUACUCCGGGGGACCACAACACUGAGGGGGGUGAUCCGUGUUCUCAACGUCUCCUUCCAUAAGACGGUGUACAUCCGGACCACUCUGGACGCCUGGGCCACACACUUUGACCUGCUGGCGGAACACAUGCCAGGGUCCAGUGACGGACACACGGACCGCUUCUCGUUCAAGCUCACCCUGGUACCCCCGUUUGGGGAAUGUGGAGCCAGAGUGGACUUCUGUCUCCGAUAUGAGACACCUGUUGGGACCUUCUGGGCCAACAACAGCGGCCAAAACUAUGUGAUGUUUUAUCACCAAAAGAACAGAGAGUUGGAAGCGAAAGCACAGAAACACAAGAAUGGACGCAGGAAAAGCAUACUAAAAGCUAUCGGUCAGGAGUUACCAUGUGAAAAAAAUUGGUCACCAAACAAUGCUGAAUCUUCAGAUGUACCCUAUCAUGAGAAAGAGAUGGCUAGUGUGAACCUCUCUGAGACAAAAACAGGAACCUCUCAAGAUUAUCCUCACAAACCCCUGGCUGAGAGCGACUUCAGUGGAAGAAAGCAACGAAAAGUAGCAAAAUUGACGCAGGUCCGGGACUACUUCACCCAAAGAGGUAAUGAGGCACAAGAGAAAGAGAAAGGAACAAAUAUACCACAGGAACAUCCUCCAAAUAUACCACAGGAACAACCUCCAAAUAUACCACAGGAACAACCUCCAAAUAUACCACAGGAACAACCUCCAAAUAUACCACAGGAACAACCUCCAAAUAUACAGCAGGAACAACCUCCAAAUAUACCGCAGGAACAACCUCCAAAUAUACCGCAGGAACAACCUCCAAAUAUACCACAGGAACAACCUCCAAAUAUACCACAGGAACAACCUCCAAAUAUACCACAGGAACAACCUCCAAAUAUACCACAGGAACAACCCUUGCCACCACAGCGCAGGAAAAGAGCUGGGCUGCAGGUGACUCCUGAUUCCCUAGCUACGUACAACAAACCGUGUUCUGGUGUCCAGGACAGUCUUUCUGGGGAGGAGUCAGGGAAGCCUGAGAAUAUUGACUCAACCAUAAGCUCAGCCCUAUCAGAGUUGAAUGUGAAGCAGGCCUCACCAAUCCACAGAUGUCGGUCAGAUUCAACUGAUCAAGUCACUGCUCUUAGACUAACUGAUAAUAUGUCUGUUUUCCAAGUAGAGGAAACUGCUCAGAUGCAUUUGGAAAUGGAAAAGCGUAGACCUGUCUUUAGUAUAGAUGGAACACAUUCACAUAACACUGUCAGCUAUACUUUUGAAAAUGUUGUGGCCCCAUUAUACCAUCAGGCAUUUGGUGGAGUGGAGAAUGAUAAUCAGACAGUAACCAAUGGUGUGAAUCAAAUUAGGAUGAGAUUGCAUGUAGGGCAUCCAACAGCUCAGAGAACCCAGAGUUAUCCAUCCGCAGAAGAAGUGGAAACUCACUCCUGUGUUUCAGCUGGUACUUGGGAAACACCUAAAGAGAAGCCUAUGGAUCAACCUGAAUUAUUCUUAGAACAUCUCCCCUCUGGAUUAAGUGAAGAAGAGUCUGAGCCUGAACCACUGUUAGAACAGGCAAGAGGCCUUUCCAGGACUCACUUUCCCAUGAACACUAAUGCUGCUGUUCUCACCGUCUCCAGUGAGGACUCAGAACUCCAGGGGUCACAAGAGAACAUGUGGUCUUCACAAAACCAAAUUUGUCAGGACAACAAGAUUUUACAAACUCUGAUAGUCGCAACAAAAGGCGAGCUUCCAAAGUCACACACUGAAAUGGGGUUGAAGCUGAUCCCUGCUAAGAUGACUUUGCCGAGUGCUAGCGAAGGAUAUGAAAAACCUGCGGAGUCAGGCAAAAUGAUGUACUCAGCCAAUGCGGAUGAGUGGUCAACAGGCAUUAAAUUAGUUGCUGAUGCUGAUCUCAAAGUAUUUAAUUCAGCGACAGAGGCGGAUGAGAAGAUCACAACUAACCACCAAAACAUUGCUGUGCCCAGUUCAGACAAACUGGAGGACACCACUGAGACAACUUUGAAGGAGGAUCCCAAUGUCAUAAAGAAAUGGACAUUGUUGGAGAAAUCUGUGAUAAGAAAACCAACAGAUCAAGUUGAAGAUGAACUGUCAUUUGAAGUGUCAAGCACCGUUUUUAAUGAACCCAAGAGAUAUUGUAUUGACAAUGAAGAGAGCGAGGCAGUUAGAGAGAUGACAAACGAUGAUCCCGAUAAAUACGCUGACAAGGUCUCAAACUCCACAGAUAAUAUUCCUAAAGAUGAACUAAUAAGGAACAAUGAAGAUAAUUUAAUUUAUACUGAGAAUGAGAUAGAGGCAAGAGAUGGACAGCAAAUGCUAAAGAAAAAUAACAUUGAAAAAGACUGGAGGGAAAAUGUGCAAGAGGAGGAGGAGAUGAUGGUCGGGGAGUUUCAGGAGAAAGAGAUGGCGGAGGAGAAGGUGAAAGAACAACAGAGGGAGGAGCUUGAGGAGGAUGUUACAUGGCGAUUAAGGGAGGAGGUGGUGGUGGAAGAAAGCAAAAAAGCUGAGACUAAUGUAGAGGUACAGGAAAUUGUAGUAGAUUAUCAAAAUGAACUGUUAGACAAGUUAUGCAUGCAAAUGGACAUUGAGCAUGAAGAUGAAGGUGGUCUGAGCACAAAAGUAAAUGUCUUAGAAAUCAAAAAAUCUGACACAGAAAAAUAUACAUUAAAGGCCAGUGACGUGUUUAAUCCAUGCCAUAAUUACAUUAUCACUGACGUAACUCAUCAUGGAGAUACAGAAAUGGAUUCCAAUAAUGGAGACAUGGAGUCUGGCAUUCAAACAGAUCAGUGUGCCAUUGACAAAGAGGGUGAGGGUGAAGAAGACAACACGUCCACAGAUUCCUUGUCAGAUGAAGAGAUGGAGCUGUACAUGUGCAGUCUGAGGGCGGCACAGAGACAAGAAAGUAAGGACAUAGCCUUGGGUAUUGGGAAGCGGCCCUCGAUAGGUAGAAGGGGCAGCAGGCCGUCCAUGCCAUCCAUCAGUGAGUCUGGUGAUGAGGACCUCCUGAGUAACCAGGAUUAUCUGCCAGACAAAGAGAAAGUUGAGUGUCUGCCAACAAGAACAUUGCCCCUAAUGGCAGGAGAGCAGGAUCCAACCAGGGCCAAUGUUAUGUGGUUGAAAGAGAAAUGUUCUUGGCAUAAUAUCUCAAGAGGACUGGUAUACACUAUCUUGUUGGUGGUGUUCUUUUUAGUUGCUUACCAUUAUGACUUUCUGGCCUGUUUAGGUCUUUAUUUGUUGUCUGUGAUCUGGCUGUUCUGUCAGGGACAGAAAGAGCCAAUGACAGAAAAUAAUUAGUUUAAGGCCUGUGAAUAUAUUAUUCAGUGUUUAAAAAGUGCUCCACAAUAAAGUUUUAUUAUUUGUCUUUAUUCCUUUUAUGAUUGUAUUGUAGAUACAAAAGGAUACCAUUAUAAUUUUUUACACGUUUGUUAA